AGCGACGUCAGUGUUUGUGUGCGGUUGGGGGAAAAAUGGCGGAGGCUGCGGCAGUUCCUCCGCAUCGGUUUUUCUGUCACUGUUGUAAGGGCGAAGUAAGCCCCAAACUCCCGGAGUACAUCUGUCCCAGAUGCGACUCUGGAUUCAUAGAGGAGGUGACAGAAGAUUCCAGUCUCUUGGACAACACUUCAAAUGGCCUUGAUGACACAGCAUCACAGUUCGCAGAGCUCUGGCAGCUCUUGUUUGUGGACCGGCCGUUCACAGUGGACCUGGACAGUCCUGACUCGGAGCCACGGGUCCCGGGAGGUGGCGGAGGCCUGGGGCUGGGAGGAGGACCGUUCGGCGGAUCCGUCCCCGGAGGCCUCAGCGGAGGCCUGGGGGGGCCUUUGGGAGGAGAGCACUGGGGGCGUCCCACUCGCCUGCACAAUCCGAGGAGACUCCGAUCCAGAGGAAGCAGCCGGCCAGAUCGCUCUCCUGCCGUAGAGGGAAUAGUACAACAGUUUCUUGCUGGGCUUUUCGCUAAUUCAGGGGUUCCAGGUUCCCCACCACUCUCAUGGACGGGCAUGCUGCACUCGAACCCUGGAGACUACGCCUGGGGGCAGGGAGGCCUGGAUGCAGUUAUUACACAGUUACUGGGUCAGUUUGAGAACACGGGUCCUCCUCCUGCUGAGAAAGAGAAAAUCAUUUCCCUCCCCACAGUCAUUGUUUCUCAGGAACAAGUUGACAGCAGUUUGGAGUGUCCUGUGUGUAAGGACGACUACACAGUCGGAGAGCCAGUCAGGCAGCUGCCCUGUAACCACUUCUUUCACAGCGACUGUAUCGUGCCCUGGCUAGAACUGCAUGACACGUGUCCGGUUUGCAGGAAGAGCCUGAGUGGAGAGGACAGUGGUAGUCAGCCCCCAUCAGAGUCCUCUGUAAACCCAGAACCCCGCACACAGGAGAGAUGGUCGUUCUGAGACAUACACACAUGCUUUACUUCAUUCGUCUGUCUAACACACGCAACACUUGUCGCGUGAGGAUUGCCAGCGUCCAGCAUUCCUGUCUUAACGCCAGCCUCUCUCUCUCUCUCGCUGUUCUCUUCUGAUCUUAGCACACUCGUAUGGUUUACUCUGGUUUGUUUACUGUUUUACUUCCAUUGUGGCCUGACCCAGACCUGUGUUUGUUUGUACAUUUCUGCUUUUACUACAUCGCCCCAGAGGUGUGUGGGUUUCUUUCUUUUGGGAGGUUUGUUUCUCCUCUGUAUUUAAUUACACUCUCAUAUUGUCUGUUCUAACUAUCAGCUGGCUUUGGAGACUCCACAUGGCCACCACUUUCACCACACUGGUGUAAAACUACACGGACCCUUCGUGCAGAAUGAUUCUGAUUUCCAUAAAUUGUUCUAAUCUACAUAAGGCUGAAACGAUCGUCUUUUUUCAAAGGGAACAACAGGAUGAACUGGUGAUCGCAAAAACAGGUGAAACGUAUGGUAUGUGGACACAUUUUGGACAUGCAUGUAAUUGCUGGAAUACGGUGUGCAUAUAAGUAGUAAAUAGAAAAUGUUUUUGGCAAAUUCGCAGCUUAUUACUUUACUUAAUGUUCUCAUGAUAAUCACUGCUUUAGGAAAACGGCUAAUUAUUGAUCAAAUAACCUGUAAUUAGUGUCAAUAGUUCUUCACUGGUUUGAUUACUUUUAGGCACGGUGUUGGCUGUUUCAAAAUGUAUUAGAUCAUUUUCUUUUCUGAUGGACGAGGUAAGAAAAUGGUGAAACCAAAGUAACAAUUGUGUUUUUAACGGUACAGGUUUGUGUAAUAAGUCUCCUAUGUUAUUUAGCCUCUAAUUUUCUAAAACAGUGAUUAUUAUAGAGGUAACAUGAGGAUGUUGUUUCCAAAUUACAUUUCUAUCUACUGCUAAUACAUUAGCUAUCAAAAUGUUUGAUACUUAUGCUAAAGUUUUACCAUGUGCAUUAAUAAAGUAGUAAAAUAGCCUAAAAGAUUAAAACCAAACACCUCAAUGCCAGAGUGUAGUUAAGCUUAAUUACUGUUUGCAUUUCAGAAGGAAUCUGCUCAAACCAUAAUCAGUGUAUCAAAUCACGGUUUACUGUAGUGAAUAGUAACACCACCAUAAGUAGUGUACUCCUCUGGCAUAGAGAUGCCGUGUGCUUCUGAUACCAAGCCUGACGAACAUUAUGUUGCUGACACAGGCCAGAUCAUUCCUGUAAACAAGAUACAACUCAUCUUUUAAAAAUCAAAUAAACAUCACCAAUAUGCAUUCAUAAAGCUCGCUCAGUUACUCUGAUAUCUGGAUCAGAAAUGUGGGAAGGAACAGAUUACCACAACUUUAAUUGACAUACUACAAAAUUUUACAAUUUAAAACACUGUACAUCCGCCUCUACUGGAGCUCGUCACUGCAGUAGUCAUCUCUAGUCAUACUCUCUAUUUUGUUUUCAGUGGUCAGUCUCUGGGAAGGUGGGCCACAAGUAUAAAUGCUUUAGUUUUAAAAGUACUGUUUCUGAACAGCCUCGCCCCUGCCUAUCCGAGGCUUUAUUACCAUGUCUGCUUCAUUCUAAACCCCCUUACCUUUUCAGUUACACUUUUACACUUUAGUAAACCUGUUCAUAGGAUCAUGCAGUCUUGUCUCCGAGUCUCUUUUCUUCCACACUCCCUCUCGUCUCUAAGCGUUUUUCCCUGGUGUAAAUAUCACAAGCCCACCUGGUUUCUGUUCUAUUCUCACAUUCAUUUGUAUCACUUUUUUUUUGUAAAUAAUUUUAGUUUAAAUGCUCCUUCAAAAUAAAAAAAGCAAAUUAAUAUUGCACAUAAAAAGAAAUUAUGAAUCCCUGAAUAUUAAAAUAUAUAUUAUAUA
Trichomycterus rosablanca is the source of this 2837-nucleotide messenger RNA. RefSeq names its product ring finger protein 115a (gene rnf115a). The transcript has 9 exons. The record is from RefSeq and is a predicted model, not a curated record. Gene Ontology annotation, biological process: protein ubiquitination. Gene Ontology annotation, cellular component: cytoplasm. Lineage: Eukaryota; Metazoa; Chordata; Actinopteri; Siluriformes; Trichomycteridae. The coding region runs from base 36 to 956 and encodes 306 amino acids. Gene Ontology annotation, molecular function: ubiquitin protein ligase activity.